UGUGACAUAAUGACUCAGCUUGUAGGCGGCCUCUCCACCACGUCAAAAAGACCCCACCAGUUUGUCUGAAGUGAAAGCAGACUGCUGGCCCGUCCUCAAGUUUCACCGCCGCACAUUUGGAUCGUCACACGGCAUCCAAACAUUCCCAGAGAUGAGUCCUGCCUUUGAACUAGAAAUACUCAAUUUCAUGAAGUGGAUGUGAGAAUCGUUGGACUCUUGCUCCAUAUGAGGAAAAAAGUAAGUGGUUUCUUCUUUUCUUUUUAAUUUCAAAUUGCUACUUUUUGAUUUUUAUUGUUUAUUUUUUUUGUCAAACAAAUGUCCUGCAGAAUAGCGUGCAUUAAAGAGUCAGAAUGUAGCAAUGCCCAUAAUGAAGAAUGUUCCAGUUUUAGCUGCAUUUAGAGAAUAUAGUGCUGCUUUUGCACUUUCAAAAAGAGAGUUGUGAAGAAUUGCCACAAUGAAGUGAAUCCAAAUGUGAAGCAACUAUUUUGUUGUUGUUUGAUCCUGCUUGUUACCUUCUAAAAAUUAAAUUCACAAACUAUCGUUUUGGCAACUUUUGCUUAAAACCACCAAAGCAUGUAAGCUUCAGUUUUACUCUUGUAAGCUUUGCUUUCUGUCAGUCUGCUGGAUAAUUAAUCAGCUGCAACUGACAUGAGUUUCCACUGGAAUUUCUUCUUGCUAUACAUGAUAACAUCUCUAAAAUGCCAGUAAGGCAUGUAACCCUGCUCACCUCAUGCCUGGAGGUGGACAGUGUUCCUGUGYCGACAGAUUGCUCCGAUACCUGGAGGUAAUUUAUUGGUUGUCACAUUGGUUUAGCAGGACUAAUGUCAAUCCAAAGUAUUUAUUACAGUAAAGGCACAUGCGUGUGACCUGUAUCUUUUAUCUCCAGAUCUUCAACACAACUUGUUUCCUCCUAAGUUUGUUUUCCACUUUAAGUCUCUGCUCUGGAAAGUUCGGAACACCGAUAACUGACGAUGUGAACAAGCUGUCAGUGUUGAAGCAGAAUAUCCCCUCUGAUUAUGAGAUUCCUGUUACCCACAUUCCCAAAGAAGUGGCUGGCACAUGCUGGGUGGUUUUAAAUAUCUAUCCACUGGAGCAAAGUCUUCGAAAGCUGGCCAACAUGUUUGGUACCGUCUCCUCCAACAAAGAUAACAUAAUGGUGUUUAUCGCGAUGCUCAAGAGCCUGCGCUUCACCUUUGACCACGGGGAACUUGAAACGGCGAUGCAGGUCUUCCGCUGUCACUAUCAGGAAGAGACCUUGCAGUCCGGUCUUUACUUCGACUACAUCCAAGACCUCUUGCAGGCUGCCACUCAAGGAAAAUCCAGCCUCUCGUGCAAGCCGCCACCGUGCCGCAAUCAGCAGCUAACGCCAGAGGGUCAGGAGGAGGGUCGCAGACAAAGCUGGUCAAAGAGAGCUCCCCUGCUUUUGGUGCUGAUCCCCUUUAUAGCCUGCGUUGUUCUCAUAGUGUGGCAGGUCAAGUCCGGAGGCCGUUUGAUGGCGUGCAACACUUUAAACGGCCAAAUGGCAACUCCUGACAUGAUCCCAACUGUGUCUAUCUCCAUCCCACUUCAAACACUCACCCACGCCGCUGACAGUCAGCCAGCGGGGGAGGCAAUCUCAGAACAUGAAAGUGGAUGAAGCAUGAUGAGGCAUAGAUUAAACGAGUGUGGUCUGUCACUUUUUGUGCUUGCACUCCUCUGAGUGGAUGCACCGGAGCUGCCGGAGGAGAGAAAACCUGGGUCUGCUGCAACGGCAGGCGUGUCGCAAAAAUUCUGCAGGCUCUCCGGUCRAGGCAGGAGUUCUCCUUUCGGGCCAGCCGGUGAAGAAUCUGAAUCACACCUUUGGAGAUUUCUUUGUUGUUUCAAAAUGGGACGGCUGUACAAUCAGUCAAAACACCGAUUUCUAACCGGCUGACAUCUACUGAAAUGCACGAGGAGUUCAUGCAGGAAGUUCACAUCUGCAGAAAAACAACCGAAGUGAUGAAUACAGCUUUUCUUGUACUGGUUGUUGACAUUGUUGUGAUCUGUGAUCUGUCACAAAUUAUCAACCUAAUAGUCACAAACAACACUCGGAGGAGUUCAACAAGUGUCCCGCUUUAUGAAUCAAAGAUCUGACCAGAUGGCAGCCUGCCACGGCCUGAGGCGCUUUGAAUCCUCUCAUUGUGUUUCGGAGCUAUUGCCCAGUGAUCUAUAGCUGCUCCUCAAGCCCACUGCGAGUGUGUUCGAGUUUUUUUUUUGUGCCUCAUUCACAGAGUCAAUCACGUUCAGUCAUGAGAACAUGACUCCCCGAGUGUGAGCGCUCUUGUGCUGCAUGUGUCAGAGAGAGGGAGCAAGAGAUAGGACAGACACGAGGAGGAAAAGUGAGGGAGAUACAGACAGAUAGAUGAACGGAUGAGCUCAGUGUGAUGCAUAAGGAGGGCUUGUUCUCGUCACAAAGGAGUAGGCCGUAGGGUGGAGGAAAUGCCAGUUGCAAACAUGACCAAUGUCGACUGAUCCCUAUGAAUCAGUGGGCCAAGAAUCUCUUCAGACCGCAGGCUAUAUGGCUCUGCAGGGGCUAGUUAGUAUUUCAGUAACAGUUCAUCAUUUAGAUCCCAAACAUGCCAAAUAAAAUAUGGAUACAUCAGUAUUAAAUGUUUUUAUGGGGUUAAACAUUUAGAAUAGAGCUCAGUGUCUGACUUUCASGUUUGUAAUUUGUGAAAAAUGUGGGUUUGUGAUGUAUUUAAGUUAUUCUAGUAAAAGAUGAAUCUUUUUCAAAAAGUAAUAAACUUUUUUCUACAAUCACAAUGUUUCAAAUGAUUAAUAUUAUGAAUGCAUAAAGCUAAAUGAGGGAAAUGUUUGAGUAGACAAUUGACAUAAAAUAAAUAAUAAUUGUAUCUCAAAGACAUUAUUUAAAUAAUGUAGAUUUGGGAGUCUUGUGGAAUUUAUUUUAUGAAUCAUGAAUAAAGAUUUGAUGACUCGA
Austrofundulus limnaeus is the source of this 2956-nucleotide messenger RNA. RefSeq lists its product as uncharacterized. The record is from RefSeq and is a predicted model, not a curated record. The transcript is spliced from 6 exons. The coding region runs from base 857 to 1636 and encodes 259 amino acids. Lineage: Eukaryota; Metazoa; Chordata; Actinopteri; Cyprinodontiformes; Rivulidae. Gene Ontology annotation, molecular function: cytokine activity; stem cell factor receptor binding. Gene Ontology annotation, biological process: cell adhesion; positive regulation of cell population proliferation. Gene Ontology annotation, cellular component: plasma membrane.